Salvelinus sp. IW2-2015 is the source of this 1312-nucleotide messenger RNA. The record is from RefSeq and is a predicted model, not a curated record. NCBI's taxonomy places the organism in Eukaryota, Metazoa, Chordata, Actinopteri, Salmoniformes, Salmonidae.
AUGGUGCCCAAGACGAUCGCAGGGAAGAUCUUUGGUUCUAUCUGUUCUCUGAGCGGGGUGCUGGUAAUCGCCCUGCCUGUUCCUGUCAUCGUGUCCAACUUUAGCCGAAUCUAUCACCAGAACCAGAGAGCUGACAAACGGCGUGCGCAGAAGAAAGCCAGACUGGCCAGGAUAAGAAUAGCCCAGGCGGGCAGCUCCUGCACGGGCUUCCUCCAGAGCAAACGAAACGACCUCCUCAACGACCUGCUGGAGCUCACGGGCUCAGACGAGGAGGAACUGCUGCUCAGCAAGAGCAUGUCAUUAUUAGAGAGUCAACACCACCAUCUAUUGCACUGUCUGGAGAAGACCACUGCCCAUGAGUUUAUGGAUGAGCAGCUGUAUGAACAGAACUGUCUGGAGACCACGGUCCAGAGCUACACCUCCCGUAGCCCCUCCCUCUCCAGCCAGGACAGGCCCAUAGGCACCUGCUGUACCCGCCGGGUGAAGAGGAGCUCCCCCCUGCCCAACUCCAGCAUGCCCCUCCAGCCCAGCCAUCAGCAUGGGCCGCUACAGGAGCUCAGCGCCCUCCGCAUCCAGUGUGGGGACAAGCUGCCACGCACCACCAGUCGCUCUAGUCUCAACAUGAAGACAGACGAGGUGGGUCUGUUCAACUGCAAGGGCGGUCAGAUCACCACAGCGAUCAUCAGCAUCCCCACGCCCCACUCUGCCACCCCGGACGGGGACGGUCUUCACGGACCCCCCCAGCGCAGACCCCCCCCUCCCCCCACCGGCCCAGAGGCCGCCAGUAUUAACACCACAGCCAGCUCCACUGUCUUCAAAGUGUCCGCUCUGUGACUGUGUGACUGACCCACUCAACAGACUGACUGAGCAGGAGGAGAGGUGAAGAGAGGCUUUCACUAGAACUCUACCUUGAAGGACCCCUGUCGCCCGUUACAGAGAUAGAGACAUGGGAGAGAACUCCUCGUGUACCAAGGAGUAUACAGCCUUUUAGGCAGCAAAGGGAUAGGCUAUACUGAGUGAAAUGCUGCAAGGCAGCUGAUGGUACAGUAGGCUACGAUGUGCGCAUUUUCCUAAAACGGGCCAGUAUGUGUGCAUUUUGGGAUUAUGACAGGACAAAGGAAGUCACUGUGUCUUUGUGCACUUCGCACCUACAUAUUAUUGUUUUGAUCUGCCUACAGCUAAACCCUGAAUGUCUGAAAGAUGAGGAUGAAGACACCUAUCAAUGUUUUAACUCUAGGUUUGUUAGGUCUUCUUUAUGUUUUGUGUUGUCUUAUCUAUUUUCACCGUGUGUGUGGUAGUGUGUGAGUGUGAG